AUGCGCUUGCCAAGCCGAAGAACGGCGCACCGUCUGUUGUGCAGCGCCCGCGCGAGUGUGGCGACCUUGGCGGAACGCACGUCCGGAAAUGUGCCCAGUAGCUGGGGGCUGGUCGGGCCGUCGUUGGGCUCAGCCAAGGAGGGACGGGACACCAAUAGCGUGACUGCGCUUCCGCAACACGUGAGGCACUUUCGGAAAGCCGUUUCGGAUUGUUCUGUCUGGGCGGCUGGUGGGACGUUAAUCCAAGGGGGAAGAUGCCCCAUCGCCAAAGCCCCCAAAAGGCGUCGUGGGUCCUCCUCCCUUGGCCACGGCGCCAGGUCCGAGACCUCCUAUCGUGCGCCCGAACAGGCAGGAAACAAGGAUGAGGAUCAAGAUCAAGCAUCAAGCAGUUCGGGAUCAAGGGAGCAGACCGAGCGAGAGCCUGGCCAGUCAGACCCACACCAAGUCGAUUCUGUCAGACUGGCGCUGCUCAAUGCAGCCAUGAAACACGUGAAAGCGCAUGGAUGGUCCGUUGCAGCACUGGAGGAGGGGGCAAGGGAUCUAAAGCUGUCUCCUGCUGCAGCGCGUAUGAUAUCUGAAGGGCCCGGAGGCCUGGUUCAGCAUUUUGUGGAUGGUGCAAACACUGAUUCGUUGAAGGAAUGCCAGACGCAUGACCUGCAAGUCCUUGAUCAAAGGGCAGCACUUGUGCUCAUGCUGCGGACCCGCCUGGAAAAGAACAUACCAUACAUAGGCAGCUUGCCCCAGGCGUUGAGACUCCAGGCACUGCCAAAGCACGCUCCCACAGCUUUCACAAGCCUGGCAGCAUUUGUGGAUCAGUGCUGGCACUUGUGUGGUGACCGCUCGAUGGACAUGGCUUGGUACCACAAGAGGACGGCGCUGAGUGCCAUAUAUGUGGCCACUGAGCUGUACAUGCUGACAGACUUCUCACCUGGCUUUGCAAACACAUGGACGUUCCUUGACAGGCGACUAAAGGGCAUGCUGAGCGUGCCUUCCCUGAUGGACGAGGCAAGAGGGUCGCUGUAUGCAGCCAUUGUGCAGGCAGGUGGAGUGGCAUCGAAGUGGGUUGGAGUGCGCUCCAGCAGCAAGCAAUGA
Molecule: messenger RNA, 1092 nt
Organism: Ostreobium quekettii
Lineage: Eukaryota; Viridiplantae; Chlorophyta; Ulvophyceae; Bryopsidales; Ostreobiaceae
Source: the annotation of a GenBank genome assembly